AUGAGUAAGCAUGAAGUUUCAUCGAUUCUAACAGACGCCUUUCGAUCGUGUGCCUUAAAACAGUGCAAUAAAUGCAAGAAAGAUUGCGGUUCACGCGAAGCACAAGUACCCGAAAGCAACGAAUUCAUAUCCGCCUUAGCAGCAGGCAUGAGCGCAAAGCUAAUCGUGGAAGUAACUUCAGAGGUGUCUCCAUCCACCGUAGCCUUAGCGGCAGCCGCCAGACAAACCGGAGGAAAACUCAUCUGCAUUCUCCCAGAGCCAGCAAACCUAACCAGUAGCACCAAAUCCCGUAAAAUAAUCGAGGAUUUAGGUCUAGGCGACAUAGUGGAAUUCAAAACAGGGGACCCCGCAGAGACGUUGCUCAAGUACGAGAAUAUCGACUUCUCGUUAGUGGAUUGCAAAGGAGAAGACUACGGAAGAUUGCUCGAGAAGUUGGAUGUGAAUCCGAAAAGAUCGGUUGUGGUGGCCAAUAAUUUGUUGGAGGGUGAAAAGGGGUUGGGGGGCCAUUUGAAGGGGGUGGAAAAGAAGACGAGAGUGAGGUCAAUGAUGCAUCCUAUUGGUCGAGGUAUGGAGAUUACUAUGAUCGGGAAGAGUAAUGAUUUUGGGAGUAGAGAGAAGAGCAAAUCGGGGAGUUAUAGUACGAGAUCGGAGAGACGAGGGGGUGUCGUGAAGAAGACUGAUAAGAGCAGAUGGAUUUUUCAAGUGGACGAAAAAAGUGGGGAGGAACAUAUUUUUAGGAUGCCUAAUUGUUCUGCAAAAGAUUAUUAA
Erythranthe guttata (spotted monkey flower) is the source of this 768-nucleotide messenger RNA. RefSeq lists its product as uncharacterized. NCBI's taxonomy places the organism in Eukaryota, Viridiplantae, Streptophyta, Magnoliopsida, Lamiales, Phrymaceae. The record is from RefSeq and is a predicted model, not a curated record.